Aspergillus clavatus NRRL 1 is the source of this 723-nucleotide messenger RNA. RefSeq names its product DsbA family oxidoreductase. The record is from RefSeq and is a predicted model, not a curated record. The transcript is spliced from 2 exons. Lineage: Eukaryota; Fungi; Ascomycota; Eurotiomycetes; Eurotiales; Aspergillaceae. Gene Ontology annotation, molecular function: oxidoreductase activity. Bases 1 to 723 code for a protein of 240 amino acids.
AUGACCAACAUCACCAUCCAAAUCGUCUCCGACACCGUCUGCCCCUGGUGCUACAUCGGCCUCCGGCGCCUCUCCCGCGCAAUCACAACACACAGAGCCUCCCACCCCACCGACACAUUCACGCUCACCUGGCAGCCGUUCUACCUCAACCCGCAGGCGCCGGCGUACCCGGGCACCAACAAGCGCGAGCACUACGCAUCGAAGUUCGGCGGCGAGCGCGCGCGCGCGAUCUUCGCGCGGCUGGCGGGCGUGGGCGCCGGCGAGGACAUUGCCUUUGCGUUUGGGGGGCAGACGGGGCGGACGAGGGAUUCGCACCGGGUGCUUUGGUAUGCGGGGAGGAAGGAGAGGGAGCGGGAGCUCCGCGGUGGAGAGGAGGGGGUGAAGGAGGAGAAGAAGGAGGAGGGGGUGGGGAUUGGGGGGCUGCAGACGAGGGUGGCAGAGCAGUUGUUCCGGGCGUACUUUGAAGAGGAGAAGAAUAUCACGGACCGCGGCGUGUUGGUGGAGGCGGCGGCGGCGGCGGGGCUGGACCGCGCGGAGGUCGAGAGGUUCCUGGAGUCUGGGGAUGAGGGUGGCAAGGAGGUUGAUCUCGAGGCGGAACGCGCGCGGCAGCGCCUGGUGACGGGGGUGCCGUAUUUCACGGUGCAGGGCCGGUAUGCGGUGGAAGGGGCGGAUGAGCCGGACACUUUUCUCGAGAUCUUUGAGAAGGUGAAGCAGGUCGUGUAG